CAAUUCUGGCACCGCGUAAACGCCAACCUGUUAUUGAGACAGACAACACCAAGAGACAGACAAUUCCUUUCUGUAACUUUCACCUCCCAGAACUACUGAGUGAUUGUUGGUGACUAGUGCCUGGAAUCCCUCAAUUGCGACUGCGACUGCCUGAAACUGAAUGACCGCGACUCAACAUCGACUUCUUCGAACUCCUCUCAGCACAGCUCCAGAACAGGUGAUCCAGGAUGAUCAAAUCCACGCAGAUUGCUAGGCUAGAUGGCCUCAUGCUAUGCGCCUCCGUCGACGAUGAGCAGACUGAAUCCUCCCUCUCCGAGAUCAAAUCACAAGUCAAGAUGGUCCUUCGAAGACUAAAUCGAAACUCAGAACCUCAAGCCAGCAUCGAGAGCGGCGCAUACGUCAUACACUACCUCAUCUCCUCCGAAAUCGUCUAUCUCUGCAUCAGCGAACGUUCAUACCCCCGAAAGUUAGCCUUUACCUACCUCUCCGACCUCUCCACCGAGUUCAGCACCACCUACCCCAUUUCGCAAACCCUCUCCCCUUCUCUCCGCCCCUACGCGUUCAUGGAAUUCGACACUUUCAUCUCGCGGACAAAAGCCACCUACUCCGAUACCCGCGCCACCCAGAACCUUGAUAAGUUGAACGAUGAGCUGAGAGACGUGACAAAGGUCAUGACGAAGAAUAUCGAGGAUCUGCUGUAUCGGGGUGACAGCCUGGAGCGUAUGGGUGAAGUUAGUUCCAGACUGAGGGAGGAUAGUAGAAAGUACAGGAAGGCGGCAGUGAGGAUCAAUUGGGAAUUGUUGAUGAAGCAGUAUGGUCCCGUUGGUGCUUUGGCGUUCGUCAUGAUUGUGUUUAUAUACUGGCGAUUCUUCUGAAGUCUCCCCUUUUUU
This is a messenger RNA of Amorphotheca resinae ATCC 22711, 890 nucleotides long. RefSeq lists its product as hypothetical. Gene Ontology annotation, cellular component: Golgi membrane; endoplasmic reticulum-Golgi intermediate compartment; ER to Golgi transport vesicle membrane. Gene Ontology annotation, molecular function: SNAP receptor activity. The record is from RefSeq and is a predicted model, not a curated record. The coding region runs from base 228 to 875 and encodes 215 amino acids. NCBI's taxonomy places the organism in Eukaryota, Fungi, Ascomycota, Leotiomycetes, Helotiales, Amorphothecaceae. The transcript has 4 exons. Gene Ontology annotation, biological process: vesicle fusion with Golgi apparatus; endoplasmic reticulum to Golgi vesicle-mediated transport; retrograde vesicle-mediated transport, Golgi to endoplasmic reticulum.